Messenger RNA from Colletotrichum lupini, 2868 nucleotides. RefSeq lists its product as uncharacterized. The record is from RefSeq and is a predicted model, not a curated record. The transcript is spliced from 10 exons. The coding region runs from base 1 to 2868 and encodes 955 amino acids. Lineage: Eukaryota; Fungi; Ascomycota; Sordariomycetes; Glomerellales; Glomerellaceae.
AUGUUGGUCAUCCCAACAAUACUCUCCUGCCUCUCCUUGGCCCAGGCGGCCAACAUCUUCGUUUCCCCCAAGGGCGUAGCGACCCCAGAUGGCUCCCAAGCCAAGCCCUUCUCCGACAUCCAAGCCGCCGUCAACAUCUCCCAGCCGGGCGACGUCAUCAUCCUCCGCGGCGGCACCUAUGACCUCCUGAAGAACAUCAACAUCACCGUCAACGGCACCGCCGCCGCUCCCAUUACCCUGCACGCCGCCAAGGACGAGGAGGUCAUCAUCGACGGCGAGGGUCUGCCGGAUACCCCCGCGCCCGUCGGCGCUUCCGUGCCGGGCCGGAACCGUGGUGUGCUCCACGUUGAGCGCGUUCAGUACUGGAACUUUGCGCGACUUACCUUUACGCACGGCGCGUACGGUGUGUACGUGAAGGAUUCGAGCAACUUGCGUUUUAACCAGAUCGUUACUCGCGAGAACUACGAAAGCGGUUUCCACAUGCAGGGUGCCCUGUCUAACAACGUAAUCUCGUACCUGGAUUCGUAUGGUAACCGUGACCCGAGAAACAACGGCGAGAACGCCGAUGGUCUUGCUAUCAAGGAGGGCAAGGGCGAGGGCAACAUUGUCGUUGGCAGCAGAUUCUGGGACAACUCUGACGAUGGUGUCGACUUCUGGGAGUUCCACUCCAAGUUGACCAUCAAGGACAGCAUCGCGUGGGGCAACGGCUUCAACCGCUGGGACAUCCCCGACUUCACCGGCAACGGCAACGGCUUCAAGCUAGGCGGCGGCAGCGCAGGCGACAUCCUCCCCGCGGCCCGCGACGUCAUCAACUGCAUCGCCUUCGGCAACAAGGCCAACGGCUUCACCGACAACUCCCAGACGGGCGCCUUCGCCAUCGAGGACAACACCUCGUGGAUGAACGGCAAGACGGGCUUCCGCAGCGUCAACGCCACGGGCGUCCUCAAGCGCAACGUCGCCGCCCUCAACAACCCCGAGGCCCUCGCCAACGCCACCUGCUUUGGCCAGGCGACGCUGCGGGAGCGCCAGACGUCCAUCGGCAACUCGUGGGAUGUUUUGGGCGCGGCUGCGCUGACGAACGCGAGCUUCAAGAGCGUCGAUAUCAGCCUCGUUUCUGGCGCGCGCGGCAAGAACGGAAAGAUUGUGCCGAGCGACUUUUUGGUGCUUGCUGAUGGAAUGGAGGUCGUCUUCGUGCUAAUCAGUCUACCUUAUAGAUCGACCGGGUUAAACUCUGCCGUCCUCUCACCAUCCCGCCUUAACACUUACUCGCUAAUACGCCUUCGAUUCUAUCCAAGGCUCAUUCUGUCUCGAAAUUUUCGAUCAUGGUGCAUCGUGAGGAAAUCGGACGAUGAUAGUGUGGUCGAUGAGGAUCAAUACGCCAAUGUGUGCAUACCAGUCAGCCCUGAACUUUGUUGCACCCUUCAUCUUGCGCCAGACUCACGACCCAUCCGCGAGGUGUGGCACACAUCUCCGCUACCAUCCCCACAGCAAGCGCUGUUGAGCCGACACGUCGGCCGUGUAGCGGGGACCGGGACACGGGGCGGACCACGGGCGACAAAUAAGAAAGAACGUUGCUCUCCGCUCCGGAAUCGGAAGUCGAAUGGAAAAAAACAGGGUAAUGACGGAAAGAAAGUGGGAUGCGAGCCUGAUUUUGAGCGUGGGAUGUCACCCAGGCGCCACAGAAAUAGAGGCGAAGGGAAGAUGCUUGAUACGACUGUUGAAAAUAGGGGUGUGCGUGACGUAAUGAGCAUGUCAAGCUCGGCACUCCCCUGUCAAGCAAAGUCUCCGGGCGUCGUGAUCAAUGUGCGAGCAGAUUACCGACAGAUUGGAUUGAAGAGAUCAAUACCUAGAUUCAACUCCAUCGUAAAGCUCCCUUUCGUCCAAUACAGCGUCUCACUUAUUAUCGAAGAGCCUCACAUAAUGAAGUGCAUCGGCAUCUUCCCCGGCUCAGGAGGCCUAGGCGGCAGCACCUACGAUUACCUCUUGAAACUUCUUCCCAGCGACCACAUCAUCCUCAUCAACCGUCACCCGGAACGAGUACCUCAAGAACACAUCAAGAACGGCCUCCGCGCACGCAAGGCGUCAUACGAGUCGAGCCCCUCUGAUCUCGAGGCUGCGUUUGCCGGUAUCGAGGUGCUCUUCCUCAUUUCCUAUCCAAGUCAUGUGCACGAGUACCGCAAAAAGGUGCAACUACCAGUCGUCAACGCAGCUCGUCGCGCAGGCGUGAAACACCUCUUUUACAGUUCCCUAGCCUUCGGCGGCGACUUGCAAGAUGAAUCUGUAGCGGAGGUAAUGCAGGCCCACCUCUCGACGGAACGCCACCUAGCCUCCGUCGCGGCCUCGGACCCUAGCUUCACCUACACAUCCAUCCGCGAGGGUCUCUACUCGGAGUCGUACCCAAUCUACACCUCUUUCUUCGACAUCAACUCUCCCUCCUCCUCGAACGAGAUCCUCAUUCCGCAUGACGGCGCCGGCCCGGGCGUGGCGUGGGCGAAGCGCAGCGAGUUAGGGGAGGCGACGGCGAAACUUAUCGCGCAGUAUUCCUGGGACCCGGAGCAAUUCCCUCACGUCAAUAAAAAAGUCCUGCUUACCGGUUCGCGGGUCUGGUCUCUUGAGGAGACGGUGAGGGUGCUCAGGCGGGCUGUCGGGAGGGACGUGAGGAUCCGCGAGGUGAGCGUGGAUGAGUACGUGAAGUUGCCGCAGGUUUUGGCGAAGUUCGGGUCGGUGGAGAAGGCGAGGACGUGGGCGACGGCGUGGGAGGCGAUUCGGGCGGGGGAGACUUCUGUUGUGUCGGAGACGUUGAGGGAAAUUAUCGGGCGGGACCCGGAGGAGUUUGAUGUCACGAUACAGAGGUUGAAGCAAGCAUGA